AUGGACACAUACGUUGAAGAAAUCAGAAAGCUUGAGAACAAGUUUUCAGGAUUGGAAAUCCACCACGUAGACCAUGACAAUAAUGUGGGAGCUGAUGUCCUCUCCAAACUUGAAUCUACUCGAGCAGCUAUCCCACCGAGAGUCUUUGUUCAUGAACUACACCAUCCAUCAGUUAAGGCACAAAGUCAACAAGCCACUGAUGCGGAGGCCCAGGCCACAGUCCGAGAAGUGCUAAUGAUCGAAGAAGACUGGCGGAUUCAGUUCAUCGACUUCAUCAAGGAGUUCAAGCUUCCACCACAUGUUGAUGCCAAGAGCGCUGAAGCUACUCGCAUUAUCAGGCAUAGCAAGGGUUUCGUUCUCAUCGGCAACAACCUGUACAAAUGCUCUGCCUCUAGCAUCUUCAUGAAAUGCGUUACCCUUGAAGAAGACGUCAAAUAUACUUCAGUUGCUCAUCCUCGAGCAAAUGGUCAAGUAGAGCGUAUCAAUGGCUUGGUACUCGACGGCUUGAAGAAAAGACUCUAUGAUGCCAACUCCAAGAAAGGCGGCAAGUGGAUUCAGGAACUACCCCCAUGUGUUAUGGGGGCUGCAAACACAGCCUAG
Panicum virgatum (switchgrass) is the source of this 600-nucleotide messenger RNA. RefSeq lists its product as uncharacterized. The record is from RefSeq and is a predicted model, not a curated record. The transcript is spliced from 2 exons. The coding region runs from base 1 to 600 and encodes 199 amino acids. Lineage: Eukaryota; Viridiplantae; Streptophyta; Magnoliopsida; Poales; Poaceae. Gene Ontology annotation, molecular function: nucleic acid binding.